AUGCGUAGCUUCUUGGUUAGAGCGGCGCGUGCAAUAGAUGAUUUGCUGAGAUUCCCGCCUGUCAGACCAGACAUGGCGUUCGCCUUGGCUACAAAUGUUCCGACAGCGUCCACUUCAGCACCAGCAACGAUGAGCGACCUUGUGCGGGACAUGGGAAUCGUUUGGGGCGUGCCGAAGACGCGCACGACCAAACCCACGAAAAUGACGCGGAAGCACUCGUACACAAGGCUCUUCAUGCCGAAGACUGACAUCGUCACCUGCACUUCGUGCGGCAGCAAGCACCUAGCCGAAACGAUUUGCGGGACAUGUUACGAAAAGGUGCACGGGCUGACGAACGAGAUCAAGGCCAAGAUGAUGGCGUACAACCCGUACAAAGGCGAGGUGCAGGAUCGGGAGCUUCACGUGAAGUUCAGCGACGACGGCACCGACCAAGGGGUAGUUGACGGGCGCCGCGUCGUCGAGCUGGAACGAGAGCGGCCCUCCUGGUUCAAGAAGAUUGUCAAAUCG
This is a messenger RNA of Mesorhabditis spiculigera, 507 nucleotides long. The record is from the annotation of a GenBank genome assembly. NCBI's taxonomy places the organism in Eukaryota, Metazoa, Nematoda, Chromadorea, Rhabditida, Rhabditidae.